Messenger RNA from Brassica napus (rape), 1792 nucleotides. RefSeq lists its product as uncharacterized. The transcript has 2 exons. Lineage: Eukaryota; Viridiplantae; Streptophyta; Magnoliopsida; Brassicales; Brassicaceae. The record is from RefSeq and is a predicted model, not a curated record. The coding region runs from base 105 to 1529 and encodes 474 amino acids. Gene Ontology annotation, molecular function: protein binding.
UCGAUAGAAAAAAAAUGACCGCUUAUAAACGGCGUUUGCUCACAGAAGAAUAAACAAAAAGGCAAAACGAGCGAAAAAGUUAAACCCCCAAAAUCGCAACCACCAUGACCACCGUAACGGAAGGCGCGAAGGCUGUCACGCCGAGGUGUAAGAAUAGCGGAAGGCUGCGUGUGAUGUGUAGGUACGGCGGAAGUAUACUCUCGCUCCCGCAGACGAAAUCGCCGCGCUACGUCGGCGGAGACACUCGGAUCGUCGCCGUCCCUCCCUCCGCGGAGACGAGCGUCGCAUCGCUCGUCAGCCACCUCGUGGUCACGCUCGGAAUCUCUUACGAUUUCAAGGUCAAGUAUCAGUUGCCCGAUCAGGAGCUGGACUCGCUCAUCUCCGUCGAGACGGACGAGGAUGUUCAGAUCAUGAUGGAGGAGCACGGAUACCUCACGUGCGAGUCCUCGAUCCCGAAGACGCGCGUUCGGCUGUUUCUCUUCCCUUCGAAAACUCAAGGCGGCGCGAGUCGGGGAGAUCCGGCUCAGUGUAAAGCUGGGGAGGCGGCGGCGGGGGAUGUUGAUUGGCUUGGGAUAGGGGAGUCGAAUCCUACUCGCGAUGAGUUGACUCAGCCCGUGCUUCAGCACCCGAAGACUGAUACGUGGUUCGUAGAUGCGUUAAAAGGGGUGGAGAUGAUGCAGACUGGGGGGAAUAAUAGCGGGAGUAGCGCCGGGAGCGGUGGGAUUUGCGGACAGGAGUCGAUGAUGCUCGAGACUAAUUCGUCGUUUGGCUCGACGUCGUCCUCUGUUUCUUCGAGCAAAUUGCCUCCGAUGAAGAGCACCGGCGAGGACAAUACGUCGAAUUCUCAGGUCAAGUUUGCGCCCAUAGAAUCACUGACAAGCGGCAAUACUGCAGUCACACCAAUAUCUUUUCAAGAGCUACCGACAAGCCCUCAUGUUUUGGAGACCAAAUUAUCUCCAAACACGUACGAGCCUGACCUAAACAAACCAGUUCCAGUUUCGGGGUAUCCACAAUUUCUGAACCAAGCUCAACAACAACAACAACCUAUCUACGUGGUUUACACUGGACAGCCGCCUUACAUGACCGGAAACUCACCUAUGGCAUUGCCUGCGUACCAGCACAUGAACCAGAUACAUUAUCAGCUCCAGCCUCAGCCAUACCCAGUCUAUUAUCCAGUUGAGCAGUAUAAUUCGAGGUAUGUUCAAGCUCCGCCUGUGAGACACAACACCGCUCUAAACACCCACCAUGUUGAAUCCCCAGUGGCUCGCACCAGCAGCCCUCUAGCUCCAGAGUUUUCCUCGCAGGUUUACCUUACACCCAAACCCGAUUCAUCGGUGCAAACAUCAAGUGAAGCUGGUGUUAGUACUACAUGCAAAGAUGAUUUCAUCUACAACACUGACCUCGAUGACGAUACAGCUCGUGCUCAGCUUUACAAAUCACAGCCACCCGCUCCAAUAGUAUCGUCUGAGUUACAAACAAUGAUGCUGACUGAAGCUCUGGGUCAGCUAAACACCCACAAAGGUUUAUAAGACUUGAGAGCAUUAAAAUCGGUUUUCAUGCUGCUGAGGUUCGUUUCAGGUAUUUGGUUUUUACAGUUUUGUUUUCGUUUUCGUUUUCUUACACAUAUAUAUAUAUACAUACGUCUGCUUUUCUUGUCUCCUUGGUGAUCCUUGUCCCACUUCUUUCACACACUUGGUUGCUGUAAUACAAUGAUGAUCCUAUUUUAUUUCCUUUAUGAAGUUUACAGGUUACAUUUUAUAAAGAAAUAUGUUAGCAUAUGAUUUACUUUUUU